CUGUCAAGUGUCAACUGCACCCAAACAUCCUUGUUUGUGAUGAAAAGAUCGAAAACGUGUGCUUAUGAAUUUACAUGUUUACAUUCACCAAAAAUCAAAAGUUACACCUCUAUACUUAUCACAUAUGUUUGAGUCACUUUCCAUAUAAAAUCCCAUAGUCUAUUAAUUAUCAGAGUAAGUGUGACAUUAGUUUCAAGAGAAAAAUAAAUGAUCAAAACCUGGUAGAGAGUCCUAGAAAUUCAAUGUUCUGAUUUCUUUCAUUCAUCUCUGCUGCCAUUUUGAUUUGCACAAUGAAGCUAAAAACUGGUCUACUUUUGUUUUUCAUUCUUUUGCUGGGGCAUGUUUGUUUCCAUGUGGAAUCAAACUGUCUGAAGGGGUGUGAUCUAGCUUUAGCUUCCUAUUAUAUCUUGCCUGGUGUUUUCAUCUUACAAAACAUAACAACCUUUAUGCAAUCAGAGAUUGUCUCAAGUAAUGAUGCCAUAACCAGCUACAACAAAGACAAAAUUCUCAAUGAUAUCAACAUCCAAUCCUUUCAAAGACUCAACAUUCCAUUUCCAUGUGACUGUAUUGGUGGUGAGUUUCUAGGGCAUGUAUUUGAGUACUCAGCUUCAAAAGGAGACACUUAUGAAACUAUUGCCAACCUCUACUAUGCAAAUUUGACAACAGUUGAUCUUUUGAAAAGGUUCAACAGCUAUGAUCCAAAAAACAUACCUGUUAAUGCCAAGGUUAAUGUCACUGUUAAUUGUUCUUGUGGGAACAGCCAGGUUUCAAAAGAUUAUGGCUUGUUUAUUACCUAUCCCAUUAGGCCUGGGGAUACACUGCAGGAUAUUGCAAACCAGAGUAGUCUUGAUGCAGGGUUGAUACAGAGUUUCAACCCAAGUGUCAAUUUCAGCAAAGAUAGUGGGAUAGCUUUCAUUCCUGGAAGAUAUAAAAAUGGAGUCUAUGUUCCCUUGUACCACAGAACCGCAGGUCUAGCUAGUGGUGCAGCUGUUGGUAUAUCUAUUGCAGGAACCUUCGUGCUUCUGUUACUAGCAUUUUGUAUGUAUGUUAGAUACCAGAAGAAGGAAGAAGAGAAAGCUAAAUUGCCAACAGAUAUUUCUAUGGCCCUUUCAACACAAGAUGGUAAUGCCUCUAGUAGUGCAGAAUAUGAAACUUCUGGAUCCAGUGGGCCAGGGACUGCUAGUGCUACAGGUCUUACUAGCAUUAUGGUGGCGAAAUCAAUGGAGUUCUCAUAUCAGGAACUAGCGAAGGCUACAAAUAACUUUAGCUUGGAUAAUAAAAUUGGUCAAGGUGGAUUUGGAGCUGUCUAUUAUGCAGAAUUGAGAGGCAAGAAAACAGCAAUUAAGAAGAUGGAUGUACAAGCAUCAACAGAAUUUCUUUGUGAGUUGAAGGUCUUAACACAUGUUCACCACUUGAAUCUGGUGCGCUUGAUUGGAUACUGCGUUGAGGGAUCUCUAUUCCUUGUUUAUGAACAUAUUGACAAUGGAAACUUAGGCCAAUAUUUGCAUGGUUCAGGUAAAGAACCAUUGCCAUGGUCUAGCCGAGUACAAAUAGCUCUAGAUGCAGCAAGAGGCCUUGAAUACAUUCAUGAGCACACUGUGCCUGUGUAUAUCCAUCGCGAUGUGAAAUCUGCAAACAUAUUGAUAGAUAAGAACUUGCGUGGAAAGGUUGCAGAUUUUGGCUUGACCAAGCUUAUUGAAGUUGGGAACUCCACACUACAAACUCGUCUGGUGGGAACAUUUGGAUACAUGCCCCCAGAAUAUGCUCAAUAUGGUGAUAUUUCUCCAAAAAUAGAUGUAUAUGCAUUUGGAGUUGUUCUUUUUGAACUUAUUUCUGCAAAGAAUGCUGUUCUGAAGACAGGUGAAUUAGUUGCUGAAUCAAAGGGCCUUGUAGCUUUGUUUGAAGAAGCACUUAAUAAGAGUGAUCCUUGUGAUGCUCUUCGCAAACUGGUGGAUCCUAGGCUUGGAGAAAACUAUCCAAUUGAUUCUGUUCUCAAGAUUGCACAACUAGGGAGAGCUUGUACAAGAGAUAAUCCACUGCUAAGACCAAGUAUGAGAUCUUUAGUUGUUGCUCUUAUGACCCUUUCAUCACUUACUGAGGAUUGUGAUGAUGAAUCUUCCUACGAAAGUCAAACUCUCAUAAAUUUACUGUCUGUGAGAUAAAGGUUCUCCAUGCAAAUGCAUGUUUGUUAUAUAUAUCUUGUAGUACAACUAAGCAGACAAAAAGUUUUGUACUUUGAAUGUAAAUCGAGUCAGGGUGUUUACAUUUUAUUACUCCAAUGUUUAAUUGCCAAAACCAUCAAAAAGUCCUAGGCCAGACUUCCUGUAAUUAUAUUUAGCAAAGUUGCAGAUUCUAAGUUCAGUUUUUUUA
Messenger RNA from Lotus japonicus, 2370 nucleotides. RefSeq names its product lysM domain receptor-like kinase 3. Gene Ontology annotation, biological process: innate immune response; protein phosphorylation. The transcript is spliced from 12 exons. Lineage: Eukaryota; Viridiplantae; Streptophyta; Magnoliopsida; Fabales; Fabaceae. The record is from RefSeq and is a predicted model, not a curated record. Gene Ontology annotation, molecular function: ATP binding; transmembrane receptor protein kinase activity. Bases 291 to 2162 code for a protein of 623 amino acids.